Messenger RNA from Anolis carolinensis (green anole), 4487 nucleotides. Its product is annotated as toll-like receptor 13. NCBI's taxonomy places the organism in Eukaryota, Metazoa, Chordata, Lepidosauria, Squamata, Anolidae. Gene Ontology annotation, cellular component: plasma membrane. Gene Ontology annotation, biological process: inflammatory response; immune response; toll-like receptor signaling pathway. Gene Ontology annotation, molecular function: transmembrane signaling receptor activity; protein binding. The transcript is spliced from 3 exons. The record is from RefSeq and is a predicted model, not a curated record. Bases 616 to 3504 code for a protein of 962 amino acids.
AAACUGGGAAGCCCUGGCCUUUGAGUGCUCUAGUUGGAAGUCAGCUGUGACCAGCAGUGCUGUGGAAUUUGAAGAGGCAUGAAUGGAGGGAGAAAAGGAGAAACGUGCCAAGAGGAAGGUGCAUCAAGUCAACCCAGUAAGCUGUGUCGGAAUUGUGGGAGUUGAAGUCCAAAACACCUGGAGGAAGGAAGUUUGCCCAUGCCUGCUCUAACAUCUUUAAACUUGGACAGGCUCAUACAAAGUUCUCCGUGACAUUCUUACAACCAAGCUCGCAAAUGGGUGGGGAGAAUGAAAACAAAGCAGCCCAGAAAUAAAGUUUCCACUACAGUACUUCCUUUUUUCUCAAUAAACUGCCUCUACUCCUUUUUCUUUCUAAACUGGUUUCAUUUUCCAAGUGGCACACCCAUGACUUUGCUUUUCCAUUAAGCAGACACUUACAUUUUGAUUGAAAGCCUGUACAGCACAGGAAAAAAGCACUUGAAGGGUGCUUGAAUGGCUAAGGGAGGAAAAAAGAGAGAACCUUGAAGCCGCAGGAACAGAUGGAAUUGCUGCAUGACAGUUCGUAUUCGCUUGGCAAGACAGAAAAUGACCAAGCCAACACUACAUGAAAUGUAGAUGGUUGGCACCCAAACCUUCUAUCUCAUUAUGCCCCAAAUCAAUCUAAUCCCUGUGAGGCUUUGCACUCUGCUAUCCCUAUUCACGUGGUCACAAUGGAGUGCUGAUACAUUUGGGUUCAGUCACUGCACUCUUUCCCCAAACAAAGUAGGCCUUGCUCUCUGUAAUGGCCAUGCCAUCUCCAACCUGAAUUCUGCCAUUUCUCUUCUGCCCAACUCAACUGUUUGGCUCAAUGCCUCCCAUAAUAUUGUGGAGGAUCUCACCUCUUCGACCUUCCUUCAUCUUCCUUACCUUCUGGAACUUUAUCUGGACCACAAUUACAUAUCAAGAAUCGAAUCAAAUACUUUUCAAAGCUUGGGAGACCUAGAGGUGCUUGAUUUGAGCUGGAAUAAGUUGGCAUUUGUGGGCCCUUCUAUGUUGAUCAACUUGAGAAACCUACGUGAGCUGCGUUUGGGUAACAACAGAAUCACCACAUUGCACCCCAACUCCCUCAUGUUCCAGAUGUCUCUCCAGAAACUAUAUCUCCCUUCUAAUAACCUCUCCAGUCUGCAGGAGGUGGCAACAGCUGUGAAAGGUUUACUCAACCUCACCUUUCUGGAUCUGGAUUUAAAUCAAAUCUCCACUCCAUGUAUGGGCCCUGACUGGAUUACUUUACCUGUUUUGAGAAACCUCAGUUUAAAUACCAAUGGCAUUUCCAGACUAGACUUUUCCAAUUGUUCCUUUCCUAAUCUUCACCAACUGAACUUAACUCGUAACAACAUGUCAACAGUGAAAGUGGGAUCCUUUCGAGCCACACCUAAUUUGGUGGAGUUAUUCCUGGACAUGAACCCUCUACAUAUGUCCCAGCUCAUAAAUGUUUCUCUUCCUAAUCUGACCAUGUUGCAUUUGUCCAGUAUGGAACCAUCAUUAAAUAACACCAUGCCGGAACUUUGCUCUGUCUUACAAAGUUUUCCGUCUUUGACAUCUUUGGAUAUCAAGCGUUCCAAGACUAAUUACACUCAGCUAAGCCAGCUGGGUUCCUGCUCUAACCUUACAUGGUUAGAUUUGUCCACCACGGAGUACAGAAAACUUCAAAAUGGAACUUUAAGCAUGUUUCAGAUCUUGGAGUUCCUCUCUCUAGAUAAGUGUAAGAUUCUAAAGCUCAGUCCUAGUGUUUGGGGUAAGGAGAUGCGUUUGCGUACACUAAUCCUGAAAAGAAAUGCUAUCUCCGAGUUGCCAGAUUCUGUCUUCCGUCCAUUGACAGACCUGAGUUAUCUGGAUCUUUCAAAGAACCGCUUGACCAAUCUCCAGCAGGGGUCUUUUUUUGGUAUGCCAGCACUACGAACACUCCUCCUGCAGAGCUGCCAGAUCACGGCUGUUACUCGUGCCACUUUUCAUUACGCUCGGAAAAUUGAAUUCUUGGACUUGAGAGAGAACAGCAUAAAAGUACUCAAGGCCCGUGCCUUCCUGCUCAAUCACAUGGAGACCCUUCUGCUUUCAGGAAAUAGAAUCCACACAAUUAAAAGAAAUGCGUUUCUUGGUCUCACUUCCUUGAGAUUCCUCUUCUUGAAUCGUAACUUCCUUUACAAGUUGUCUCUGAAACUUUUUACACCCCUUAAAAAACUGGAAACCUUGGACCUCAGUCACAAUUCUCUCUUUACAUACAAUCGAUAUGAUUAUCCAAGUCCUUUUGCAGGCCCCUAUUCACUUCGUGAGCUGGACCUUAGUUUUCAGAUUUCUAGAUCACCCAUCUGUCCCCCAGACAAACUUUUUGGAGGGCUGGAGCAUCUACAAUACCUCUCCCUAAAGGGCAACCCCAGUAUCUUGUUCCUCAACCUCUCAUUUGCCAACCUGAGUAGCUUAAAUACCCUUGACCUCUCUCAAAUCCAGCCAUAUAAGAAUGGCUCCUGGAAAUUACGUCCAAACAUCUUCCAAGGUCUCGGCAGUCUACAUCAACUUUUGAUGGAAGACAGUUCCCUCACAGAUCUGCCUGAAUGGAUCUUUUCUGGUUUGGCCUCUCUGAAACUGCUGUCCCUGAGCAAAAAUGACCUGAGGAAUGUCAGCAAAAACCUGCUUGAUGGACUCUCCUCCUUAAAAUAUCUGGAUGUCUCUGAGAACCCUCUGACGUGCUCUUGUGAAAAUGCCUGGUUCCAAAACUGGUCUGUGUCUGAUCCAAAUGUCCAAGUGGCAUUAUUGGGUACAUACCAUUGUUUUGGGUCUGGUGUGACUGAUCGUCUGUUUAUUGAUGAAGACCUGAGUUUCUGCUUUGAGAACUGGGGCAUAUACUUCUUUAUUGUCACCACAGUGGUUAUUCUCUUUUUACAGCUUACUGCUUUGAUCAAUGCCAAGUUUGGAUGGACUCUCAGGCAUGCUUAUUACCUGUUAAGGGGCUGGGGUCAGAGACAACUGCGUCCAAAAGGACAGGACUACCAGUAUGAUGCCUACAUUUCUUGUUGUAAUCAGGACCAUGAAUGGGCAGUGAAGAACAUUCUGGAAAAGCUGGAAAAUGAAGGAGAACCCCGCUUCCGGCUCUGUUUUGGGCCUAGAGAUUUUGCCCCUGGAGAAUAUUACAUAGACAAUGUGCAGAAUGGAAUAAGCCAAAGCUGCAAGACCUUGUGCCUUGUGAGUCAGAAUUAUCUUGAAAGUGAGUGGUGUUCACUAGAGGUUCAACUCGCUUGUUCUAAGAUUUACUACCAUGGGCAGGACCCUCUGGUUGUGGUGUUUAUGGAAGAAAUCUCAAAUUACAGGUUGUCUCCUUACCAUCGCUUGAGGAAACUAAUUAAACAAGAAAGCUACCUCACUUGGCCUGAAGAACCUGAGGCUGAGGCUGUGUUCUGGACCCGGCUGCGUGAGGCCUUGAGCCCUGGAGAGCAAGAACAAGAGUUCAAACCAUUCAAUAUAGUUGAGUAGCUUCUGGCUGAGAAGAAGAUGCUCAUGGUUUGACAUAAUAUCACUUGGUUUUCUCUGAAAUGAUAAAAAGCACUUAAGAUGGAAUGAUGGGUAGUAUUUGAUGCAACCACAAAUGGUACUUUUGGGUGCCAUGAUUUUUUUCCAGGUCUGGAUACUUCAUUAAUAUUUAAAUCUUCUUGCAUAAGAAGCCUCCUGGAAUCCUGACUUGUUUCUCACAUUUUUCUCAGUGGAUGGUAAAACUAACUAGAAGAGAACAAAGCUGUAUAUUUGUUUUUGAGGAAAGAUUAUUAUACAUCUACAAUGAAAGACUUGGAUUCUGUUGCCAGUCCUACCUAAAAUGGACUCAUUGGAUCAAUGGGAUUUACCUAUGUUUUUAUCUACUAUUCAACAAUUUAUUGAAUUGAUCUACUCUAGUUGAGACUGACCAACAGGAUUCCAGCCAAGAUUGAUUAUUUUUAAUGGUAUGAUUUGCAUGGUAGUUGAUGGAUAAUAAUAAUAACAACAACAAUAGCAACAAGCACGACAGCUCAAAGAUCUGAAGAUUACAUUUAUAUUUAUGUCAAACUUACACAUUUUCUCAUUUUGAAAAGAUAUCCAUGUGUGUUAGUUUGGGGACAAGAUAAGUAUUGAAGGUGAGAACAUGAAAUUACCUGAAUUUGAUAAGAGGGCUAGGGAAGAAACAAGAGAGUUACAGCCUAUUGCAGUGGUUCUCAAUUGUGGGUUCCCAGAUAUUUUGGCCUUCAACUCCCAGAAAUCCUAACAGCUGGUAAACAGGCUGGGAUUUCUGGGAGCUGUAGGCCAAAACACCUGGGGACCCGCAGGCUGAGAACCACUGGCCUACUGUAUUCUUGAUCUAGAUCCUGCAUUAUGUAUUAUUUGGGCUAGCAGUGACUAUCUGCUGCUCAGUGGUUACCAUCUAUUCUCAAUCUGCUGUAAAUAGGGAGGGUUCUUUUUUGAUUCAAAUAAAGGCACUAAUAUAACUA